Molecule: messenger RNA, 723 nt
Organism: Nerophis lumbriciformis (worm pipefish)
Lineage: Eukaryota; Metazoa; Chordata; Actinopteri; Syngnathiformes; Syngnathidae
Source: RefSeq, a predicted model, not a curated record
AUGAGCUUAUUGUCUGCCAUAGACACGAGUGCCUCCGUGUACCAGCCUGCGCAACUCCUCAACUGGGUCUAUCUCUCUUUACAAGACCCCCACCACCAGACCAGCGCCUUUGACGCCUUCAGACCCGAAGCCAACUCUUCCCACCCGGAUCUCAACUUCAGCAAGAGUCCCGCCUCAGCCGACUUGAGCUCUUCCCUCAACUCUAACUAUCUCAACAACUUCUUUCAGCUGCAACGCAAUGAGGCCUUAAACAAUAAUGUGUAUAAGAAUGUAUCACCCUAUGGCUCCCUGAACAACAUCGUAGAUGGACUCAACUCACUGACGGACCACUUCUCAGACCUUUCCCUGUCAUCGGAGCCCAGAAAGCCCAACAAGAGGCCGCCACCUAAUUAUUUGUGCCACCUGUGCUUCAACAAGGGUCAUUACAUCAAAGACUGCCCUCAGGCCCGACCCAAAGGAGAAGGCUUGACCCCUUACCAGGGCAAGAAGAGAUGCUUUGGCGAGUACAAGUGUCCAAAGUGCAAAAGGAAGUGGAUGAGUGGCAACUCGUGGGCCAAUAUGGGACAAGAAUGUAUCAAGUGCCACAUCAAUGUCUAUCCACACAAGCAGCGUCCGUUGGAGAAGCCAGACGGCCUGGAUGUGUCUGACCAGAGCAAAGAGCACCCGCAACACCUGUGUGAGAAAUGUAAAGUCCUUGGUUACUACUGUCGGCGUGUGCAAUAA